Molecule: messenger RNA, 2003 nt
Organism: Silurus meridionalis
Lineage: Eukaryota; Metazoa; Chordata; Actinopteri; Siluriformes; Siluridae
Exons: 5
Coding region: 1-723 (240 amino acids)
Biological process (GO): response to bacterium
Source: RefSeq, a predicted model, not a curated record
AUGGCAACGUAUCUGCUUCUGUUUACGCUGCAGCUGCUGUUUGGUCUCAUUAGGCCGAGUCUCCUUCAGAACAUUUCAGCUGAUCUCAUAUCUGUUUCUCCAGGAGCAAACAUCACUCUGCUCUGUAACAUCACUAAUUACUCAGCGAUAUCCUGGUAUCAGAUGAUCUCAGCAGAGUCGAGGCAGAUUAUAUCAGCCAGACAAAAGAAACUGAACAAACACUUUUAUGUGGAUUAUAAUUCAGAUGAGAGUCACUUUAAUUUAACAGAAAGCAGCAGUUUAGUGAUUUAUGGAGUUCAAGAGACGGAUCUGGGGUUUUAUUACUGUGAAGUUCGGAAUGAUACAAAACACAUUCAGUCAGUGGAAAAGAUCAAACUGAACUUUUCAGGUGGCAGCAAUAAUGGAUCUUCAUCUGAGGCUUCAGAUUCACAGCCGCCUGCUAGAAAUGUUAACGACUGGAUUAGAAAUGUGACUGUAAUGUGUGUGUGCUUCAUCUCCGUCCUAAUAACCAUCUGCAUGUGUGUGUUCUGCAGCAGGGUUCUAGGAAAAUUAACAUCAUGCAGCUUCUUCAGUCACACCACCGACUCCACUGAUAAGGAUGAAAGCAUUCAUUAUACAAGUGUUCAGUACAAAAGAAGAUCCAGAACAUCUGCUACGACAAACACAUCAGAUCUGGACAGUGUGAUCUACGCAAGUGUUGCCUCACAGCCACAGAGACACUGACAAGUACAAGAUGACAAUAACAUGACAUAUGCUAUGUGUCAAAAGCGCACACACACACACACACACACACACACACACACACACACACACACAUAUAUGGUAGACACACAGUUGUUACUUCAUUCUCUUUGACACAUCUGUAACUAAGCUCAGCCAUGGGGUUUCAGGGUUCCAUCAGACACUGAAGGAAUCUUCACAUCUUUUGGAAAUCCAGUAUCUAUCAGCAUGAAAACCCAGACACGGACUGGGAGCAGGUCUGCUGUAACGAUGUGCCAGUUUCUGGUCCUGCUCAAGGCCUGAAAAAACAGAGAUCUCAGAGGUGUUUGUUAAAUCUGAAAAGACGUCAAGAUUACAAGCAACUAACUCCAGGCAGGAUUCUCAAACAAUAUUCUGACAAAAGAAUAUCUGCAUUUAUUAAAUAAAUAAGUUUGUGCAUUAGGAUUUUAUUAGUGCUUAUAACAGCUUUAACAACCAGCCGACUAAAAACUGUCAAAUUUACAAUGCCUGAUUUUUACUCAUAUUUACUAAUGGUUUAUUUACAUGUAAACAUUUUUGUGCUUGUUUUAUUUGUAUUUGUUUUGAGAUUUUUACUGAAAUUAUAUAGAAAUGCUGAUUUUUAUUUUAAUGAUCAAACAGAUGACUGAAUCCUUAUUAGGUAAAAUUUUACACAAACUUGGUACUUAUUUAUAUAUUUGUUUUAAACUGUGUAUUUAAUUUGCAUCAUAUUCCAGUUAAAGCAUUUUUACAUUCAAGCCUAUGUUUUAUUGGAAGAAUUUUAUGAAUAAAUCUGGCAAAGGCAACUGGAGAAUUUUGACUCUUCAAUUGUAUUUGAGAAAAUUCUUACAUGAACUAUUAUUAUUUAUAAUAAUUUUGUGCUUGGCAGGCAACAUGUAGGUUCAUUUAACUAUCCGAUACCCCCACUUUCCCCACUCUAUUUAGUUCUUAUAUAGAACCAGAAGAUAAAAAGGUUACCUGCUCUACAGUGAGGGUGGACUGAAAUGUCUCCUGCCACAGUAUAUGGUCAAGAAAAUGACAGAGAAGAUAUAAUAAAAAACAUUAGCAAAGUUUUUGUGAAUAUACUGUGAUUCUCAGUGUAAUGUUCUGCCAUCUGUAUGGGUGUAACUUCGACAAAUCCUCUUCUUCUUUUGGCUGCUCCCGUUAGGGGUCACCACAGUAAAUCAUAAUCUGUCUUCUGACAUUCAUCAUCACCCCUUCAACUUUCAGCUUCACGAUCAUCACAGUAUCAGAACCUCUCUUCACCUCCACUACACUCCUACUGU